Molecule: messenger RNA, 1682 nt
Organism: Marchantia polymorpha subsp. ruderalis
Lineage: Eukaryota; Viridiplantae; Streptophyta; Marchantiopsida; Marchantiales; Marchantiaceae
Source: the annotation of a GenBank genome assembly
GCGAACGUCGACAUUGUUUGCCCUGGGAGACAUUUGUGGCAGAAAUGCGAGGAAAUUACUCUCGAAGACCUGCUUGCUCAGCAUCGACUGUGUUGGUCCAAUUUGAAGCCUGAGAUCGCGAAUGGAGGAAGAUUCUAAUGUUUUUCUUCUUCGUAGUCCGCAGUGAGAGACAUAGGUGUUCAGAGCAUCGGCAAUCGUACCAAACCUUGUGAAUUUUCGAUAUUAGGAGGUAUUAUACUUGACGAGUAGAAGGAGCCAUUCGCAAACUUGCUCGUGCGAAAAUAGACAAUCUUCAUCACUUCUGACCAGGAGAUUCCGUGGUGUUGUUGUUGAAGAACACCGAGGAGGAGCCUGAUGGGCGGGGUCAUGAAGCCCAUGGGUAACUGUGCCGAAAGUGAACUGAAGUUUGAUAAUGCAGCAUGCGACUUGCAGUUGAGUGGCAUUGGAUUUGAAGAAUUGCCCGAGUCCUGUAUAGCACAUGUCCUCUGCUUCCUUUCUCCCAGAGACAUAGCCAUAUCGGCUUGCACUAAUCGCACGUUCCGAGGUGCAUCUCUUUCGGAUGUUGUCUGGCAAGCCAAGUUGCCGAGAGAUUAUACUGAAGUUCUUGCAAAGGCAAAGGACGGCGCACGCGCCUUCGAUACUAAGAAACAAAUCUUCGAUUAUCUCUGCAGCAAUGUCCCUCUUCGUGGUCACGAGUUCUAUUGGCUAUCGAGAUCGCGUGCAGUAGUUUAUCGAAGUCAAGGCGCUGAAGCCCUAGAUGUCGUAUGGGGUUCUGAUCGGAGAUACUGGCAUUGGCGUAAUCGACGUGGUUCCAGCUACGACAAAUCGGCGUAUCUCAAACAAGUCUGCUGGUUGCAUGUUAAGGGGAGCAUGGAGUGUUCCCUACCAGUCGGCAGGUACACUCUCUCAUGGAGGUUUGCGUUGGAGCAGAGUGUGUGGGGGUUUGCCUUGCCGAUUGAGUUAGCGAUGUCAGUCAAUGAUCACGAGACUGUUCAUAAAUUGGUUUUUUUGAAAAAUGGCCAAUCCUCAUCAGAAGCUGAGGAUCCAUCCGGUGACGAAUAUGUAGAAGAAGUAGACACUGCCUGGAAGAAGUUAUAUGUUGGAGAUUUCUCUGUAGAAGAGGGAGAAAAAGACUCCGGACUAGGUCGAGUUAAACUGCAAUACAGUCUUGUCGAAACUAGAGGGGGUAAUUGGAAAAGCGGUUUGUGGUUGGAUGGUGUUGUGAUUAUGCCGAAGUAGCAAGGAAGGAUUGGUUGCGUUCUGCCGUAGCUACUGGGAGUGGAAUAGAUAGAACAAGGAAUGGAUGGAUGACUUCGUUGGCAUGCCCAAGCAACCAGGAAUAGAAUAGAUAACUUAUGAAGUGCCUUGACCUUUAUCUUAAAGCAAUUGGCAAACUACCACAAAAUUGCACAUUAGUCCUAGUGCGUUUUUGCGAGCCAUGUGUAGAUAUUGUUACAGAGAAAGUACAUAGUACAUGUAAGUGGAUUCAUGUAGGGGCAACCCUUAGAGAGGUAGUUGCGAAGAAAUAGAACAGGUUUAGCAAUUAUAACUGAGAUUGUACUUUGUUCGCAUGGGCUCUGAGUUUAGGUUUGGUGGACCUAAGUAAAUAUUCAGAGAUGCAGUGACAUCUAUAGACGUGUCUUGUAAUAGUGAAGUUAAAAUUAUAUUAUUGAUAAUAUUCA